AUGGAGACUCUGGUCAUCUCGGAGCGGCGCAGCCACCAGCUCCACCACUCCUCAGGUCGCCGGAAGAAGGCGUCAUCAGCGUCGCCCCAUUUCUCGUCGCCUCAGUCCACACGCGGCUACCAUGCCGGCAACUGCCGGGCCUUCCACUCUGGCAUCACCAUCGGCAUCCUGCCAUCUCCGUGUGCGCAGGGGGUUGCACGGACCCGCUCCUCCCCUGUGCCCAAGACACCGAAACAGCAGCAGCUUCACCAUGGGAAAAAGCGCAGCCGAGCAAUCUCUAUAAGCCCUUCGACGUCCCCUCCCUCUCGCCCUGAGCUCUGGGCUGGCCCGGGGUUCUGCAAUUCGCCGCCUCCCAGCUCCCUCCCAAUACCCAAGUUCUCCCUCCACCAGAAGCGCAGUGUCUCACUUGAGUUUCCACCUGCUGACCGGUCAGACGACGAAGAGGUGCCUGUGCAUGCCAAAUCAGCACCUUCAUCGCCGACUGCAGGCUCAGGUGUUACCUUCUUUAGUGGUACUGAUGCUACCAUUGCAACAGAGAAUCUGAGGAGGAUCCUUCACCUGAAAAUUGAGGAUAACUGA
Messenger RNA from Miscanthus lutarioriparius, 579 nucleotides. NCBI's taxonomy places the organism in Eukaryota, Viridiplantae, Streptophyta, Magnoliopsida, Poales, Poaceae. The record is from the annotation of a GenBank genome assembly.